Molecule: messenger RNA, 6895 nt
Organism: Drosophila kikkawai
Lineage: Eukaryota; Metazoa; Arthropoda; Insecta; Diptera; Drosophilidae
Source: RefSeq, a predicted model, not a curated record
GAAAAAUGUCCACCGGCCGCCGUUUAGCCAAACGCUCCAUCAUCGGCACCAAGGUGUGCGCCCCGGGUCCGGACGGCCUCUGGUACUCCGGCGUCAUCGCGGACGUUAAGACGCCGCCCUCGUACUCAACGGGCGGGAAGCCGAUUCUACCGUUAUCGCCGCCGCCACCGCCAUCGUCGCACACUUUCUUGGCGCCCGGCGACACCCAACUGAACGCCGAUACGCGCUACAUGGUCCGUUUCGAUUUCAAGACCGCUGUCGACUCCGGUAUUUCGUCCUCCGCGUCGUCCCCGCCCUCGGGCCUAUCAUCCUCCACAGAUCCGUCGUCGUCGGUCAUUGUGGAGGCGCGUCGCGCCGCCGCCGCUGCCGCCGCCAGUGUGCACAUCAGUCCAGCUCAGGCCUUGCGCCGCAGCGCCAUGAUCAAGGAGUUCCGCGAGUCGGAUCUCAUUGGACCCGGCUUCCGAUCCAUUAUGGAAACGGAGCUGCAGCCCGGCCAGCGGGUCUACUUUACAUAUAAUGGACGCGAGCAGAGUGGUGACGUUAUCCAGCACGAUGCCAGCAAGGAUGAGGUGAUUGUGAAGAUUACCACAAUUGGAAAUGAGGAGCCCAUUGAGCUGAAGAAGCGCCUGGAGGAAGUGCGUCUGCUGGAAUCGCGACGCUCCGCCCGCUUGGCUGACCAGGAUCGCGACACGGACUUCGCACGACUCGCCGACAUGAGUGGCGACCGCCGCAGAACCACCACACACAGUAUUGAGGUGCCACCGCCGCUGACGCCGCAGCACAACUCACGGAAACGUCCGCCCAGCGAUCAUCAUGACUAUGGCAGCGAUCCGAGCAAGGAUGACGUGAUAAAGGCAUGCGAAGCCCUCAUUUCUAUGAAGAAUCACAGUAAUGACGCCCUCAUGAACCUUCAGAGCGGAGUGGCCGACAUCCGGCUGCAGGGCUCCAGUCCCGGCAGCAGCUCAUCGGCCUCCUGGAGCUCCGGUUCCGCCUCGCCGCCGCUGAGCGAUGACGGCCACGCCCACCACAGCCCACACAGCCACAUUAUAAUGUCGCCGCAUGACGCGGCCAGCGCUCGCAUACGCACAACAUCCGUGUCCACGUCGGACGAGGGCAUUGUCAUUGACUUCAAGGAGGAUCGCAAGAAAAAGGUGAGUGCCAUGGAGUCUAUUAGCCCGCUUUGGGUCCCUGCAACUGCGGCCAGAACUGUGAGUUAACUUUUCAGCCGCUUAAAUGCCCCGGGCAACAAUAACAGAAACAAAAAACGUGAAGCACUUUACAGUCAAAAGGAAAAAAAACAUGAAAAAAAGAAAAUAUAUCGAGUGGGGCUUACAAAGUUUGCCGUAAAAAAAAACCAUUGAACGGUUAACGAACGAAAAUCGACCCAUUGAGCGAAGCCUAAAAGGCAAUUUAAGCGCCUUUUGUGCACAUCGCGCAUACGCCGCAUGGGCCGGCUUUGCGAGUAGUCCCUCCUCCUGGACCUGGAGGUGGACCCGGGUCUGGAAUGAAUACUGGUUGCUACCAACCAACCAACCAACCGACCAACUCGGCCUGUCCCCCGGUCAUUACGAAAGUUAUUCAUGCGAACUGUUUGCCCCGGCCAUUACAUCAGCCGGAGAGUGUCUGGGAAAAUGCGGAAAUUUCGGCGCUGCCAGGAAAAUUUAUGAAAAUUGCCAUGUGCCAGACUGGUCCCGACUAGAUCGCCGCCACUCCUCGUCCGAUUCCUUUUUUUUUAUUCACUUUCCCUGCCAAUUGUUUCGAGCGGGUCAAGCGGGUGGCAGCUGCUGCCGGCCAAUUGCCGGCCUUUAUUUGGCCCGGCCAUUUGCAUUCCGAGUAUUGCCACGUCCCCAUGUCCAGCAGUUGUCAAAUUGUCAAUGCAAAUGCCUUGCCACGUCCACUCGACGGAUAUUCUAUCUAUCGGCGUUGAAUUUCAAUUAAGUUUCGCUCGCGAGCUGGCGAGCUCUUUAAAUUGCAUUUGACCGAUAUCGGAUCGAAUGGGGUCGCUCUGGGGUUUUACUGUGCGCUGUUCUGCUUUUCUGGGGCUUUCCAACCCCCGUGCGAAUGGCGAACCUGAUUCCCCGAAUCGCAUUUAGCAACCAUCACCCCUCACUGUCCAAAUUAUGGUAUGACAACUCCUCUGCGCUGACUCCUUCGAGUCACGAACUCCUCGUCCGCAUAUCAAAUAACAAUUGCUCAACAUUCGAGUGGAGCUGGGUGGUAAACAGAGACCCGACCGACCGCAAGCAAAUUGAAUUAAUUAAGAAACGUGUAUUAUAUUACCCAAAGGCAGGGGGAGGGGGCGCUUAUGAUAAAGCAAAAUUAAUACAGAGAACUGGGAAGGGAAAAGCCUAAAAGCCCACGCUAAGCUAUGCUGAAUUAUUAAAAUGAUUUAAGCUGCCAAAUUGCUUAAGCAAUAUUUUCCCUUUUUCUUUAUUCUUCAUUCGACUUUUCGGUUCGGUUCGAGGAUUUCCCCCGGCCAAGUAGAGUUUCGCCCACGCUUUGGGCCCUUAGUUUCGGGGUUAUUGUUCGAGUCGAGAAAGAGAGGUAAAAGAAAGCAAAAUUCUAAUUAAAAAUCUUCCGGCAUUUUGGCGUUUUAUCUAAACAGGAAGAGCUUGCCGCAGACAGAGCACAACAACAAAGUCUCCCAGAGAGCGAGAGUGCGAUAAAGGCGACACUUUCGCCGGAGUCCUUGCCGCAUAAUGAAAAGUCUUCCGAAUUGGGUCAGGCAAGAAAUUAAAAAGCUCCCCCUUGGUGUGUUUUUUUUUCUUGGGCGAGAACAAAGGAAAAAGUUAAGUUGGCAACUUCAACUUAAAGCUGCUGCUGCUGCCGUUAUCAUUCGCAAUUAGACGCGUUGACACUUGGCCCCCGGUAUCCCAACUUGGCCAACUUUUUGCCGACUUUUCCGACUUCUCUGGGAGUGAAAAGUGGCAAGUAAAGAGCGAAAAGUUCAGUGGGCCAUCCGGCUUACAGAUUCCGGAGUUGCCCUGCAAAUUGGACGGUUAAGUGGAAGCAUCUGCCGAGGAGGAGUCGCAGGACUCGCAGGAGUGUGUGCAGCAAAUUGAAUAUUUAAAUCCUCAACUGAAAUCCUUGCAUGCGUCAAAUUGAAAAGGGUUUGUCCCGGGACUGCCUCCUUUGGUAGCAUAAAAUAUGCAAAGAAAACGGAAUGGAAACGAAACAAAAUUAUGUUUAAUGCAGCGUUUUUCCCAGCUAUUUCCCCCUUGUUUUCCCAUUUUUUUUGUUUUCUUUUGGAAAUAGAAAUUGCUUUCAAAUUUGCUUACAUUUUUUAUUUCUCCAACUCCCAAGUCCAACUCGUUGUUUUUCUCGUUUAUUUCUGGGCUGCGUGCGUGUUCAAUUUGCAAGUGCAAUGGAAGUGAAAUUGAAAUUCACCCUGCCUGCGGCUGUCUGUGUCUCAGUCUCUGUCUCUGUCCCUCUUACUCCAUCCAUCUCUUUCUGGUUACUUGGUUUUGAAGUUUGGGUUUUGGUUUCCACUUUGUUGCGGCUGUUGUCGCUGUUUAUGCAACCUACCGCUGCCACUGCAAUUGGCAAUUGGAUUUCCUGCUUGCACUCGAAAUCAAAACUUUGUUUUCUACACGUACAUACAUAUAUACCUAUAUAUAUAGGGAAGUAAUCAUGCGAGUCCAAAGUUGAUCCUUAGGACUCCUCCAAGUUAGGUAAACAUCUGGUUCCGGGCAAAAGUAUGCCAAGUCAGCAAUUCAAUUCGCAGGACUUUGUUAACAACUUUUCCCAGCAUUUGCCUAAGUCCGUAUUAACCCAUUUUUUGGGGGCUGAAAUGCAGAAUGUGGACGCUGCCCUACCUCAGCGAGGAUUAGGCCUUGGCUCUUUGGAGCGAGAGCUCUUCAACAUGUUGCACACAUCGUAUACUCGAUAUGAAUCGGCCGCCGAAAGCCGAUUGCCGCCAUGUCUAAUUUGCUGGCCAUAAGCAGCUUACCAACUUUCCCCGCCCCCUCGCUCCGAUCCGCCCAUAUUAAAAAGGCAUUUUAAACACACACACACACACAUAGUCUUGGCCUUCUCCCUCCUUCUGCUGUUUUUUAUUUCUGGCUAAACGACAACGACAACUUUUGAGUGGCGCAUAAUACCUGAAAAGUAAUGUGACGACCGACCGAUAUCGGUCGUCCUUGGGGAAAUGAUAGACUCAAACUCGAACUGGCAAACACCGAAAAAAGCCUGAGAGGAACUCAGGCUCAGGCAAGUUGAUUAUAUUUCGUAUUUGGCUUUUUUCCCUUGGUCAUUUCAAGUGUUCUUCUGCCAUUUUGCGCAGUUUUUCCGUCAGUUUCCUCCUUUCUGCUGGAAAAUUAUUAGAUGGCCAUUUUUCCGGCACGUGCUUGGCACACCCCCAGCCCCGUCGCGACGUCGAAAAAGGCAUCAAGUUUUUGUCAGGGCCAGUUUACGAGGCGAUUGCCUUCGGGGGCCAAAUUGAAAUGUGCCUCGGGAGACCCAAAUGGUCUUCAAAUGGCCGAAGAGCCUGAAAUAUGAUAGCAAACGGUACGGGGCGGGCGUCGCUCUCCUCCCAAAUUGAGAUAUUUUCCAAUUUACAUCUCCGGCGAAGCCAUCGAAGCAGUGCAACAUAAAUUCCCAGAUACAAUGUGACAUCGCUCGCGCUCUAUAUAUACUUAUGUAUAUACAUAUAUAUGAUGCAUCUCGAGUGGCGUUCGUACACAAAGCGGAAUACGCUUGACCUGGUUUAGUUCUGCAUCCCCCGGCACUGGCGACAGGGACACUCUCGUCCCUACAGCUCCCAUCCCCUAGAUCUCUCCCUUGCCUUGCAGCAUACAUAAAUUUGGCCAAGUACAGUUACUGCCAUGUAUGUAUGCUCGCUCGCUAGCAGGCCUUGAUGCUGCCCCAUUGUUGUUGGCCAUGUUUUUGUUUCGGCAGCCUCUCGCUUGGCAAUUGCAAUUUCGCAAGGUCACCCAGGCGCAAAGUGAAUUCGCUCCCUCUCUCUCUCGUGCUGUCUCUAUGUAUACAUUGAGAUAUAUAAAAAAUAUAUAUAUAUGUAUAUCUGAUGACCCAGUUACUGGGACCCCUGGCUUAACUGGGCCUGCAUUCUGGCCAAGGGUUUCUGGGUCACAGUACAGUUUAAGCCGGCGACAAGCGCAGCUUCCACUCGGCAAGCCAAAUGGCAGCCAGUCAGGCUCAAAUGAAAAUAGAUGAGGCCCAGAGCUCACCCCAUAAAUAUGGCUUGUUCAAACAGAGAGAAAUUGGACUUACUUUUGGUAAUAAAUUGGGAGGAAAAGAGAGAUUAAAAUAAGGGUUAACGUAAUAAUACCUUUUUUGAUGAGAAUUUCUAGGAUUAUAAUUAUUUAAUUGUAUGUUUAGCACCAAGGAUACGUUUAUAGAUCACCUGAGCAUGUCUUUAAAUAUUUAUUAUAAUUAUUAAGGAGUGCCUUAGGAGUCUGUAGGUUUUAAAAACAUCUAAAAAAUUUUAAAUAAUUUUACAUUAUAAGAAUAGAAAAUCUUACUAAUUUCGGUACUUUUUUUGUUAGAGGUCUUAAAAAGUAUUUAUGAUCAAAUAUGGAAUUUCGUUUCUUUCUCUGCUAUAUAACACGUAUUUGUGUGUAAACUUGAUGAAGGUACAGUCGAUCUAUGUGUGUGUUUGUGGUAUGUCCUGGCUGCCUGUCACAAAGUUUGACAUUCCAUUCGCCCCGUAAGCCAAUUACUUUUUAGGUCCAACGUCCAGCCAAGUCCUUCGCCACUAUCCAUCCGCCUGGCAACCAACCACACAUCUUGUUAAGGUCCGUGUUGAUUAGGACCGUUCCCAACAGCCAAGAGGAGGAGUAGCUGGGAAGGGGUAUGAGGCAAUGGCAACGGCAACCCAUUCAAGCUCCAUUUGGCAAUUACCGCAGCAAUAAAAGUCAACGGCAAGUGCAGCCAGCCACACAUUUUAUUAGCAGGCAGCAGUAGCAGCAGCAGCCCUUGGUACAAUUUACGUGUGUCAAAUAAUAAUUUCGUUGUCCCGGCCGCUUAUCUCCGGGACAAGUGAAAAUCCCCUUUUUUCCAGGGGCCAGAAAUUUACAUUUCACAAUUUACGAAAAUUUUUAUGUCAUAAUUGGAUUCAGUGUGGGCCAUUGUGUAGCUUUUCCCUUACUUUCCCACUUACCCCCCCAGAGAUGUGACAUUGAACAGCGAUAACGGGUGGCGACAGAGCCGGAUAGCUGGCGAUGGGUGAUGCGGCUUUAAGUUAGGGUUGCGGUGGCCAUUAAGACUUGGCCCAAGUAUGCCUGCUGAUAAGGAAUUUAAUGCCCGAAGGAGGAGGCGGGUGGUGGGGUGGCCGGGGUAAAUUGAGCGUGGCCGGAUAUUGUCGUUGCUGGCAGACAUGUUUAGUGGAGCACAGAACUAGUCGGGACGAUGUACGUUUGUUUUUGACAGCAGCAAGCGGAAUUCAUUUCCACUUCCUGGCUGUUGCAUACCCUCGGGCUGACCUGGAAAUUGUUCCCAGAAAAGUACAUCUUUCGAAACGUUGCAAUGCCAUUCCAUUUUGAUCUAAUUUUCGGUGGAUACAAAUUGAGCCAAGCACAUGAGUUACACAUUCGAGUUGUGUCGAGUUUUUCGGCAGCAUGUUUCCUCUCAAGUGAACACAAAGUCGCCUGUUUCACGAACUUUUCGCAUAAAUUUUAUAUACGAAACGUGUUGGCAUGUGUCCCUGUGUAAAUGCACAGCAAGAAAUGUAGGAUCCUGGGGAUAGAGUUAAUAAUUCUUUAACUAUUUAAAGAGAUAUGUGGCGAGGUCACAAGAUCUUUAUUUAUGAGAAAAAACUUGUUUUUUGGUACUAUUAUUUUGUUAAGAAGGCUUUUUUUUCUGCAAGUGCCGCUCAGGCUCAACCCUUAAGCCGGGAUAUCUAGCCCGUUUUUGGCCAUGUCGCUGGGCCAUUGUGAUU